AGAAAGACCUGUUUUAUUAAAGGUUUAAAACUUUUAAAAAUAUCAUCUGACCUGCAUCUGGAAGCUCAGCACAAUGUAACUGAAAAGCAAAGAUGCCGCGGGGAAAAAAAUCAUGUAUUUAUGGGAAUUUCUUUUAAAUAUGCAAAAGGAAUGUUUUUACAUUUUUUUUAAUCUGGACGAGAUGCAACAACGUAUACAGCAGAAUAAACGUCAAUUCAGUAGUUUCGUGUGUUUUUUUUUCUUCUUCACUGAAUAGAAUUCUAUGGUUGUUUUUCUCCGAAACACUGUGAAUUACAUUGAAGGUAAAACGUGAAUGUCUACCUUUAGACUGUGGCAGGCUGUCGAAAUGCUAAAGAAAUUCAAUGCGAUAUUCCGCCCGAAUCACCCACCAAAAGAUAGGGUAGCUGGUGAAGGACGCGACAAGGCGAGAGCGUGUGCCGUCAAGCUUGUGCGCAGUACUUCAAUGCUGAUCGUCGGCGAAAGUCGACAGAAGGUCGGUGAGUCAGUGUUAAAAAGAAGUAAGAGCUCGGUGAGCAUUGAAUCCACUGCCACUGCGAUUUACUUCUACAGACAGGAGGAUAGGAUGUGGCUCUACUCCAGAACCCAGGACUGUCUGCAAUACCUGGAAGAUCUAAUGGCACUCAGGAGACAGUACGUGAAUAGAGUUCACAAUUUACAAACGGCCGGGAAAAAGGCAGAAGAAAAGCAAAAGGACUCUCCCAAUGCCUCCGGGACUAAGCGGAAAAAGGCACCGCCUCCGCCUCCAUCCAAAGGCAGAUCAGAAAAUGAACAAGCCCGAACAUCCAACCCCCCAGCCAUAACUAGUGAGGUGGAUACUUUGGAACUCCUUGAUUCUGUGAUUGCCAGUUAUGAUUCAGAGCAAAAAAACAAAAUUCAUAUUGAUAAUGGUCAUGCUGAUGUUGACUUUAUUGUUGCAACCAGUACCAGUGAACAUGAUUUACAUUCUAACUGGAUGUUGCGUGCCCCCAGGACAAUAUCAACAGAUGAAUUCAAGGUUAAAACUCCUGGUCAUAAAUCUUGGAAAAAGACUGGUGGAAUGUCGAUGUGCAGCAAGAAGAAACUAGAACGAAACCCCAUUCAUUUACCCAAAGUAGCAGAGUGUGGUUUACAGACAUUACGAAUCAAACCAAAAACAAAGGAUCAUUAAAGGGUACAUACUUUAACUGCUUGGUUUUGGACAUCAUUAAUAGUCACAUUAAUAUAAUACUACCUCAUAUUAUAAUCCAUAUAUAAUGAUACCAAUAAAACUAUGACUUUUGCUAUUUUUCUCAUAUAUUUUAGAAAAAUGUGAUGUUUUCCUUGAAUAUACUAGUAUGGCAAUAUAGUGUAGUUAAUCCACUGGAAAUUAAACUACAAGUUGUUGGCCAGAUAUAUAAUGACAUAGAAUAACACAAUGAAAAGACAGAAUUCCUUAUCCUAGAUUACAUCUUGUAUGUAAACCCCUAAAACAUUCCUUACUAAUGUUGUCCAUUAGAGUAAUGACUACUAAAUCAUUUUUAAAACACACAUCUUUUACUUUGUUAUAGCUGUUCACCUUUCCUUAGAAAUAGUAGAAAUUAGAACAUCAGAAAAAUUGUUAAGAGAACAAGUCAUUCAGCCCAACUAGUUCAUCUGUACUAUUUACCUAGAAUGUCCAAAAUAAUGUCAAAUUGAGAUUAGAAGGUCCCUAAAGUCCUGUGGUCCACCAUACUACUUGGUAAGUUAUUCCAUGUGUCUGUGGAUCUUGGCAUGUCUGUUUUUAACAAUUUAAAACUGUGUUCUGGUUGCAGAGUUUAACUCAGAUACUCUAUACGUCUUCCUUUCAUAAUUGUAAACACUUCGAUCAUGUCAUCUCCUAGUCUCCAUUUGUUUAAACUGAAAAGGCUCAACUCCUUCAAUUUCUUCUAAUAGCUCAUAACUCUUAGUUCCAGAAUCAGCCUUGUCGCCCUUCUCUGGAUCUUGUCUAAUGCUGCUAUGUCUUUUAUUGUGUUAUGGAGACCAAAACUCUACACAGCACUCCAGAUGAGACCUCACUACUGCAUUAUAUAAUUUAAGCAUAACCUACCUUGACUUGUACUCUACACAUCAUACUAUAUGACCUAACAUCCUAUUAUUUGCCUUUUUGAUUGCUUCUGUAAACUAUGCAGAUGUACAGUAGAUAGUGAUAGGUUCACUAUGACUCCUAGGUCCUUUUCACAAUUUGUACUUUCAAGUUUUAGAUUACCCAUUGUGUAUUAAAAUAUAACAUUUUUACAUUUUACAUGUAAUACUUUACAUUUACUUUAGUAAAUUUAAUGUGCCACAAAUCUGGCCAAGACUCUAUGCUGUCCAAGUCCCUCUGUAACAAUUCAACCGAUUCUACAUUAUCUGACCUUCAACCUAGUUUAGUAUCAUCUGGAAACAUAACUAGGUUAUUUGUUAAAUUCUUGUACGAAUUAUUUAUUUACUUUCAAAAAUUGCUACAACACACAUUCCUGAUCAGGGCACACCACGUUU
Messenger RNA from Erpetoichthys calabaricus (reedfish), 2496 nucleotides. RefSeq lists its product as uncharacterized. The record is from RefSeq and is a predicted model, not a curated record. The transcript is spliced from 4 exons. Bases 314 to 1168 code for a protein of 284 amino acids. NCBI's taxonomy places the organism in Eukaryota, Metazoa, Chordata, Cladistia, Polypteriformes, Polypteridae.